AUGGAUGAUCUAUUGUCAGAAAAAUUAAGCAGAGCUGAAUCAAAUUUAAGCUUUCAUGCAAACAUCAAUAAUACAAAUCUCCUCAAUGAAACAUAAGAAUUAAUACCUAAUUCAACAAAAUUACCUCCAUCAGCAUUAUGUGUAAUAUAUGUUUUAUGCUAAUUAAUGCAAUUAAUGAUUGGAUACUCUUUAGUUUAAAAUAUUGAUGCAAUUACUAUUGCUACAUAAAGAUGUAUUGUUAAAGUAAUCAUUACUUUGAUGUAUAUUCAAUUUUUUGACAAACGUCUUUUUUAGCUAGAUUAAUCAUGUUUCAGAGUGAUAGGUGCUAUGGCAGGAUGUCAAGUUAUUGCUUCCUUAGUUGGAUUCUGGGCAAUGUAUGAUACUAAUUAAUUUAGGUUUUAUUUUCCAUUUUCAGAAAUAUGUGCUUUUCAUUAAUUAACUCCAGGAUAUAUAUAUGUCUUUAAUCAUUUUCUAUAUUAAGCAGGAAAUUAAUUACAUUUAUUCAUUUCCUUAAUGUAAACCUUAUCAACUUUAUUAUUUGGUCAAAAUUUAUUAUAUGUUUUCGUUUGCCUUCUCUAACCAGUAUGUUUGGCAUUUUCUCAUGUAAUUAAAUUCUUGAUGAACAAAUAACUUCCUUUUUUUACUUUGAUGCUAUAUUAGAGUCUUUUAGGUCUACCUGUUUAUAUUAUCCUAAAUCUUAUGGCUUAAGAGGUAUAAAAUAUUUUUUCAGGAGCAUAUUUUCUGUAAUAUAUAUAAUUUAAUCUAUUUUUAGAGAAAUAACUUUCAUGACUAUUUUAUAAAUGAUUGCCUACAUAGCUUAAAAUGAAAUAUAAGCAUAGAAAACUAUAAAAGUGUGGAUACUGCCUGGAGCAGUCACAAUAUUAUCUUUAUUUAUUUAAAUAGGAUAUUAUUAAGUUGUUCUGAAUUAUGGUACUCUUUCUAUCAUUUUUAUUGUAUUUACAUCAAUUAAUAACGAGAAAUGA
Molecule: messenger RNA, 983 nt
Organism: Paramecium pentaurelia
Lineage: Eukaryota; Ciliophora; Oligohymenophorea; Peniculida; Parameciidae
Source: the annotation of a GenBank genome assembly